GCUUUUAUUAACUAAUUGAUACAAUAAUUGAUUGUUCAUGUGUAUACGUAUAGGAAAGCAGAGAAGGAUUUUAUAAUAUAUUUGCAGCAUAAAUGUAGAAAAUAUGUAUAUGAAAUAGAGAUAUGGGUAAAUAGGCAUUGUAAUAAUAUAUAAAUAGAUUAUUUGUAUUUUAUCAUGAAUCAGCAUUUUAUUCAAAGGGUUAGAUAAACUUCCCCAAAGUAAACAAAGUAUAAAUGAUAUAUUUAGCUUGGCACAUAGAUUUUAUUGAAUUUGAUUUGCAAUCGGUCUGAGGCAUUCUAAUUAUUGGAGCUAUAUUAAGCUUCCAGACUGGAUUCAAAUCACUGAGUUCUCAUCAAUUCUCUACUACCUCCUCAGUAGAUUUAUCACUCAGGGGAGAGCAAAGUCUUCCUAGUAAUGGUGAAAGUACCAAGUUAUAAAUAGUGUUUGCACAGCAGACAUCAAGGCAAAUUUGACCUUAAUUUAUGAGGGUUUGAUCUCCCAGCUUGUGGGUUGGUUUCUGAACAUUUCUUUACUGGGCUGGGUAACAUCUUGAGCGGAGUUUAGGGGAUCUCAUCCUACACCUGAGACGUCAAGGGGAGCCACCUUUGGAGAAUGGAAUGCUUCCAUAUCUUGGCUGUGCUUUACAGUUUGGGGCCAAUCCUCUCAAAUUCCUCAGGGAAAGACAAAAGAAGCAUGGUCCUACUUUCACAUGCCAAUUGGCUGGAAAAUAUGUUCAUUUCCUUACAGAUCCUUUCUCCUAUCAUGCAGUGAUGCAACAAGGAAGAAACUUGGACUGGAAAAAAUUCCAUUUUGCAACUUCAGCAAAGGCCUUUGGACACGCAAGCAUUGAUCCAAGCGAUGGAUUCACUACUGAGAAUAUGCACCAUACCAUCAUAAGAAAAUUGCAGGGUAAUGCCUUAACAUUUCUCAGUGAAACUAUGAUGGAGAACCUGCAUUAUGUCAUGGUGGAGUCAAGUGCAGAAAAAAUGAAUCUCAAUGACUGGGUCACUGAUAAGCUUUAUGAAUUCUGCUAUCGUGUGAUGUUUGAAUCUGGGUUUUUAACACUUUUUGGUACAGAAUUUAAUACACAUCAUGAGAAGGUCCUUGCUUCUAGUCAACAAGCCCAGAGAGCACGUAUCCUCAGUACCCUAGAGAACUUCAAGGAAUUUGACCAAAUCUUCCCAGCUCUUGUAGCUGGUCUUCCAAUCCAUCUAUUUAAAAAUGCCUACAGUGCACGAGAGAAGCUAGCUGAGGCUCUGCUCCAUGAGAACCUUAAAAAAAGAGAAAACAUUUCUGAACUCAUUUCUCUCCGUAUGUACUUGAAUGAUACAUUGUCCACCUUUGAUGAUAUGGAUAAAGCAAAGACACAUCUUGCAAUCCUGUGGGCAUCGCAAGCUAACACAAUACCUGCUACAUUUUGGAGUUCAUUCUAUCUUAUUAGGAAUCCCAGUGCAAUGAAAGCAGCUACAAAAGAGGCUGAAAGAGUGCUAAAAGAUGCUGGUGAAAAGAUCUGUUCAAGCAGGAAGCCCAUUUGGUUGAAUCAAAAACAACUAGAUGACAUGCCUAUAUUAGAUAGCAUUAUAAAAGAAGCACUAAGACUCUCCAGUGCAUCCAUGACAGUCCGAGUUGCAAAGAAAGAUUUCAUUUUGCAAUUGGGCAGCGAUUCCUACAAUAUCCGCAAAGAUGACAUCAUAGCUGUUUAUCCCCAGCUGUUGCAUCUUGAUCCCGAAAUUUAUCCUGAUCCACUGACAUUCAAAUUUGAUCGUUAUCUUGGAGAAAAUGGAGAAGAAAAAACUUUCUAUCGUAAUGGUUGCAAACUAAAAUAUUAUUAUAUGCCAUUUGGAACAGGAUUGGCAAAAUGCCCUGGAAGAUGGUUUGCUAUUAAUGAAAUCAAACAAUUUCUGACUUUCUUGCUUUUCUAUUUUGAAGUGGAACUAAUUGACAAGAAUGUAAAAUGCCCUUCUUUGGAUCAAUCGCGAGCUGGACUUGGUGUUUUGCAGCCUUCAAAUGAUAUAGAGUUCAAGUACAGAUUAAAACUUCCAUGAACAUAAAGAGAACUAUUAUAUCUUAGCAUCAGUCCUCCAAAGAGGUAGAAAUAUCCAUCAAGUAAGGGUAUUUCAAUAUACUAGAAAAAAAUGAGACAGUUUGGAGAAACUGCUAUCAUUGUUUUAUAUGGUUGUACAGGAAAUAUUUCCCAAUGUAAAUCAGAUUUCUGGACUGAUGCUUGUGAGCGCUAGAGCUACUUCAGUCCACUAAAAGUGCUUGUAUUGGUUUUGAGACCAGAUCAGAGUAAAGGGAAAAGAUGAAAGAAUGGUUGACCGUUCGUAACCCCAAAGCCUUCCAGAUUGAAGUUAGAGACAAGAUUUCUUCACCACAUUUUGAAAAGCAGUGGAACAAUCUUGCACCAUGCUGCCUUUUACGUAAAUAAAACUUGCAAACAUAAGGUCACGGUUAGACUUUAGAACACUGAUAAAAU
This is a messenger RNA of Thamnophis elegans (Western terrestrial garter snake), 2476 nucleotides long. RefSeq names its product cytochrome P450 7A1. The record is from RefSeq and is a predicted model, not a curated record. Bases 618 to 2045 code for a protein of 475 amino acids. Gene Ontology annotation, biological process: cholesterol homeostasis; bile acid biosynthetic process. Gene Ontology annotation, molecular function: iron ion binding; oxidoreductase activity, acting on paired donors, with incorporation or reduction of molecular oxygen; heme binding. NCBI's taxonomy places the organism in Eukaryota, Metazoa, Chordata, Lepidosauria, Squamata, Natricidae. The transcript has 6 exons.